Pisolithus orientalis is the source of this 1099-nucleotide messenger RNA. RefSeq lists its product as uncharacterized. The transcript has 3 exons. The record is from RefSeq and is a predicted model, not a curated record. NCBI's taxonomy places the organism in Eukaryota, Fungi, Basidiomycota, Agaricomycetes, Boletales, Pisolithaceae. Bases 274 to 948 code for a protein of 224 amino acids.
GUUUCUCUGCCAGUCUACUGUUUGGAUGCUGUACUGAUGUUUCACGGAACAGCCAGUCGCACGGGUGUAUUAGAAGUGUCCUCCGUAGAUACGCUAGUAGUUUGUCAGGGCUGGGUGGUGGCGGUUUCACGGGCCGAUGGAAGAAGGCACAUGUUUACCUCAUUGGCCGGGGGUGGAGUUAUAUAAUACAUUUCGUAUUUGGAGUUGCCCCACACUAGCAGACACGCAGAACAACCCCCUCAGACUACUCCACUCCUAGUCUCACCAGACACGAUGAGCAUCUCCGUCGACGACCUCGUCGCUUCACUCUCUUCCCAUCACAUCGGCCAGGAAGCUCUCGAACUCGCUGCCCUUCAGGCACAGCUCGCACAGUCACUCCUUGCUCACCAGUUCUCCUCCUCCUCUCCUCACUUCCAGCACCCACACCUCUCCGGCCCUCACCCAUGCACUAACAUCGCCAGACGAGACCCCGGCCAUGUCCAGCACUGCACCACCCCCACAUCCCGCACCCCCUCUUCCUCGGCCUUCAUAUGGCCGCUCCCCGUACAGGAACUUGCUUCCCAUUCGCGUAGAUCGAGUAUCUCCUCGAUAAAAAUGCAACAGUGCCAUGAAGAUAUCGUACUGGUAGAUAUGGACGACGCGGACGAAGAAGACGCACGUCUCGUGGAGGCAAUGGUAACGCCCUCAGACGUCCCUAGCAAAGACGCUUUAAACUCCUUUUCUGUUCCCACUUCACAUCAACUGAUUUCGCCCAUGGAUCCCUCGUGCUCCCCUUCACUCUUUACAACCACGGAUCCAUUCUAUAUCCAGACAUCUCAGGCUGCCGCUGCACAGCAGUCCCUCUCCACAGCACCUGGUGCACCGGGUACAGCUUCGUUCUUUGCACUCGCUGGUCGACCCAACGCACAUUCCCCAUUUGCCAUGGGCACUUCUGCGUGGCAGCGGUGAUCCCUUCCCAUUCCAUCACCACCACCCUUAGACGGACUUACAUAUAUCUCGUCCUCCGCUCUUAAUUUAUGUUACCGCUACGUGAAAUCGCGUUGUUGUUUUUUAUGUGACAGAGAAACCCACGGACGACGACCAGGAGUCGGCUGCCGUC